Molecule: messenger RNA, 2368 nt
Organism: Salvia splendens (bonfire salvia)
Lineage: Eukaryota; Viridiplantae; Streptophyta; Magnoliopsida; Lamiales; Lamiaceae
Product: probable ATP-dependent DNA helicase CHR12
Exons: 11
Coding region: 162-2357 (731 amino acids)
Molecular function (GO): ATP binding
Source: RefSeq, a predicted model, not a curated record
CCAAAAAAUAAAACCAAAAAUGAAUUAAAUGAAAAAUAAAUUGAUAUCCGAAUCGAUCGAUUUCGGAUUCUAGAUCCGCCAAAACAACCCGUUAGAAAUCACAGCUCUCCGUCCAAAUUUUGAAACGACGCCGUAUACUGCUUCCCCCUCCCCUUCCCGCCAUGGUCGCACAGGUGGCGGAGCCCCAGCCAUCUGCGCCCCAGCAAUUUCAGGCCGACGUCGACCCGCCGCCCGAACCGCCGCUCGCCAGCGCUAAAACGCUAAUCUGCGCCCUCAAUUUCAUCUCCCGCAAUCUGCCCCUGCCCCAGCACGUAUACGACGCCGUUUCCUCCAUCUGCGAAGCCGAAGCUGCUCCUCAAUCGCCUGCUGAUGGAGCUGAUCGUGACGUUGGCGCUGAUACCAGCAACGGGUCGACUUCGCCGCUGCCAAAGGAAAAAUUGGGCCUUUCAACUUACAAUGAGUUAAUGUUGGAUUUUGAGGAUGCGGUGUCAAACCAGAGAUCAGCUUGUUUGCCUAGUUCCAAAUUGUCAGACUUAAAGGAGACCAGGUUUCAGAGCCAAGUAAAGCAUCGGUUAGCCGAACUUGAAGAAUUACCUACUAGUAGGGGUGAGGACCUGCAGUCCAGAUGCUUGCUUGAACUCUAUGGACUUAAGUUAGCUGAGCUCCAGAGCAAAGUCCGUUCUGAAGUGAGUUCUGAAUAUUGGCUUCGACUGCAUUGUGCAAAUCCUGACAAGCAGCUUUUCGAUUCGGGAAUGAUGAGAUUGCGCCGUCCUUUAUUUGGCAUCGGGGAUGCUUUUUCUAUGGAAACAGAUGACCCAUUGAAGAAGAAACGAGAGGCUGAGAGGUUUUCAAGAUUUGAGGAGGAAGAGAAGAAUCGGAUAGAGACUAGGAAAAGAAAAUUCUUUGCUGAUUUACUUAAUGCUGCACGUGAAUUGCAAUUGCAAGUACAGGCUGCCCAGAAACGGCGAAAACAGAGAAACGACGGUGUUCAGGCUUGGCAUGGAAGGCUGAGGCAACGAGCUACACGAGCUGAAAAGUUGAGGUUCCAAGCUUUGAAAGCUGAUGAUCAAGAAGCUUAUAUGAAAAUGGUUGAGGAGAGCAAGAAUGAGAGAUUGACGAUGCUCCUUGGAAAAACUAAUGAUCUUUUAGUUCGUUUGGGUGCUGCUGUUCAACGUGAAAAAAAUGCUACCUAUGAUAGCAUCGAACCCUUGGAAGGUUCAGAUGCUGAUUUGCCUGAGUUAUCUGCUUCAAGGACUGAUACACCAGCACAAUCAAUUCCUGAGGAAGAUGAAGAGAUUGAUGACGAGUCUGAUGAUAAAGCAAAGACUGGUGAUUUAUUAGAAGGGCAGCGGAAGUAUAAUUUUGCUGUACACUCUAUCCAGGAAAAGGUGAUGGAGCAACCUUCCAUGCUUCAAGGUGGAGAGUUAAGAACAUACCAGAUUGAGGGGCUUCAGUGGAUGUUGUCUCUAUUCAAUAACAAUCUAAAUGGAAUUUUAGCUGAUGAAAUGGGCUUGGGAAAAACAAUUCAGACUAUCUCCCUGAUUGCUUAUCUCAUGGAAAACAAAGGUGUGAAUGGGCCACACUUGAUUGUUGCCCCAAAAGCCGUUCUGCCAAAUUGGGUUAAUGAAUUCACUACUUGGGCUCCUAGCAUUUCUGCAGUUCUUUAUGAUGGACGUUUAGAUGAAAGAAAGGCCUUGAGAGAAGAGUAUUCAGGAGAGGGGAAGUUCAAUGUUUUGAUCACCCAUUAUGAUCUCAUCAUUAGAGAUAAAGCAUUUUUGAGGAAAAUUCACUGGCUCUACCUGGUUGUUGAUGAAGGACAUCGACUUAAAAAUUAUGAUUGUGUUCUUGCACGGACUCUGGUUUCAGGAUACCGAAUUCGACGGAGACUUCUUUUGACUGGAACUCCUAUCCAGAAUAGCUUGCAGGAACUGUGGUCCCUACUUAACUUUCUCCUUCCUAAUAUCUUCAAUUCAGUCGAUAACUUCGAGGAGUGGUUUAAUGCUCCCUUCGCCGACAAAUGUGAUGUCAGCUUAACAGAUGAAGAACAGCUGCUAGUCAUCCGACGUUUGCACCAUGUCAUUAGGCCAUUCAUUUUGAGGAGGAGGAAGGAUGAGGUCGAAAAGUACCUACCUAGUAAAACUCAGGUCAUACUUAAGUGUGACUUGUCCGCAUGGCAGAAGGCCUAUUACAAGCAAGUGACCGAACAGGGAAGAGUUGGUCUUUCUCAUGGUAGUGGUCGCUCCAAAAGCCUUCAGAAUCUGACAAUGCAGCUCCGGAAAUGUUGUAACCAUCCAUACCUGUUUAUUAGAAGUAUGUUGGAACGGAAUAAAACUGGUAGUAUAAUUUUUAAAGUAUAAUUUUAUUAAAA